AUGAACCAGUCGGCAACUGGUUACGAUAUCAGCAAUUGGGACAAUGCAGUGGCAUCUGUAAUGAUGUUUGUGAUGUUCUUCAAUGUGACUAUUAUUUAUAAUUUUGUGAAAUACAAUAAUCAAAGGACAUCCUUCAACUUUAUCUGCACAAUUCGAGCUCUCAAUAACACUUUCAUACUGCUAGUUAACUUUAUCGGAGUAUUUCUUCCAGCAACUGUUCUUGGAUAUUCAAUUCAUAAUCCAAUGGUAGAAACCGUGAUAAUAACAACUGCUUUAAACUGCAAUAUUUACAAUAACCAUCAGAGUAUUUAUAUGGCAGUCAACAGAUUUGUUGCUAUUUAUUUCCCCGUAAAAUAUGAUAUAUUUUUCGGAAUGAAAGCUACUGUGUUGGUGCAUAUUAUUUUUUAUUUGGAUCGGAUUCGAAAUGUUACAUUUGAAAAUAUUGAGAGAUACGAAAAACAAAACUUUUUGGUGUUUAAUGUUGAAUGGCUGGCUUAUGGUGGACUUAUUGAUAGUCAAGAUAUUAUUUUCUAUUUUGCAAUCGGGCUCACUCUCAUUCCAUUUGUCAUUAAUAUUUUCACAUUUCUCAAGUUUUAUUACUUGAAGAAAAGAGUAACUCGCGAUGAUUCGGAGAGAGUGAAACAAGCGAGGAGGAACAUGAGACAGUUUGUGCAGACUGUUUUCCAAGAUUCCAUGUAUCCAAUCAGCGUGGUUUUUAACUCAAAACUCAAUGUACUCAUCCGCCACCGGUUUUGGACGUUCUUCUGUCAGACAUUCAUUUGGCAGACACUGCAUGUUCUGGAUGGACUCAUCAUGGGUGUUUUCAAUGAUCGAAUCGCUUUUCUGAAAAAGUAUAUGAAAAGAAAAAUUCAUAACUUGAGUGCAUCGAAAGAAGUGACACCGCCGCCUGUUGUAGGUGUGCAAGUUGCACAGAGUGGUGUUGCUGGAUCAUCAAACUAA
This is a messenger RNA of Caenorhabditis remanei, 960 nucleotides long. RefSeq lists its product as uncharacterized. The coding region runs from base 1 to 960 and encodes 319 amino acids. The transcript is spliced from 7 exons. The record is from RefSeq and is a predicted model, not a curated record. Lineage: Eukaryota; Metazoa; Nematoda; Chromadorea; Rhabditida; Rhabditidae.